CGAACGAGGAGUUUUCAGGCAUUUUCUGCGAAGUUAUUUCUUCUCUCCAUCUAUGAAAGCGUUUCUGCUGAAGAAAAUCCAGCAAAAUGGAAGUGAAGUUAAAGUUCUGAAUCAGAAUUUGUUACAGGCAUAUUUGGAGAGAUAUAAAACGUGGUCUAGUGUACCGGCUGGCGAUAUUUACUUCCAGCAGUUUUAUUUGCGACAUUUACUGAAAGCAGGCGGGACUGCUGAAGCUCUGAACCUGUUCGCUAACUUAGAAUGGAUCCUCCAAAAGUGCUCUUCUACUCAUUCCAAGUGUUUCGUCUCAGAUCUCAAUCGGCUCAUUAAAGCAACUAAACUAGAAGAACGGGAACCCCUGGAGCAGCUCCUCAAGAUCGUCCAGAAAUCAAUCUCGAAUCAGUCUUCCGUAUCCAAUCAUCAACAAAUGCUACUUGCCUAUAUCGUGUCAUCUUUUUCCAACAAAAUCAAUAAACGGGGGUCAAUAUUUUCCAGAUUUUUCGAGUCAUUGCCGGUAGUUUUGAACAAUGAUAACUUUUGGGUUCUGCCGCUGAAUAGUUCAAUAGUAGACAGCGUGCUUUUAACGACAUCUGAAAUCGAGUAUCUGCCUUUGAAUUCCAAAGUCUUGUUGUGCGAUUCGAGUUCACUUAUUAUUUCUGCAGACGUAAGCUCGUUGAUAGUUGUUAAUCGUCAAUCUCUAGAGUUAGAAUCGCGAUUGGAAUUUAUGACAGAUUCUUUGAAUAUAGCGUUCAUUUCGCAUUUCAAAGACAAGGAGUUUAAUGUUGUCACAAAAGACUGCGUGCAAUACCGAGUAAAUUUUGCGACGUCUCAAAUUUCUGAGGUCGCACUUAUUCAUGAAAACGGACCCAUUGUCAAAUUUCACCAGAUAUUUGAUAAAUUUGUGAUUGUAUCAGUGCAUGAAGAUUUUGUAUUGAAUGUUUGGUGCUCGAUAACUUUUCAACUUUUCGCGUCUGUAAGUCUGAAAUCAGGUCAAAUUUUGGAUUCGACGUUGAGUCCAAGCAUAGUCAAACUGUCGUAUGCGAUAACGGAGUCGGAUACUGUAGUUUUUAGUACGAUUCUCAAUUGGGAUUCGGAGCCCCAAUGUAUAGUGUAUGAGUACGACUGUGACAGUAUGGAACUGGAAAAGAGAGCGGCCACAAUUGCCAUGAACUGUCCCAUGGACUUUGCCGCGCUCAGCACAAGUUGUGACUUGAUUGUCUGUUUCACAGGAGGCGACAUUGUGGAUCUUUACAGCAUUGGGUCGGAGACUUAUAUGAAGACAACUUGGGCAGCGUCCAUUUCGAAGCCUCAGUUCUUCCACAGAACCAAACGUGGCAUCUACUUAUUUGCAGACGAACAUGGCCAGUUGGAGGUUUGCUCGCUAGAGGGCGAAGCACAAAUAACCACCAUGUGGUCACAUAAUCUACCGCUCACUUCGAAAAUUUCACAGCUGUUUGUCGGCGCCGAUGAUGAUACGUUAUGUUUCAUGUCGAAUACAGAACAAUUCAAUUCGUGCUCAUUCUUCCAACUGUCCAAAGUUAUGAGCACGUGCAUGUCAGAUAACCCGAACAGUCCAGUAGUUGCAAUAAACCGAGUCUCGUCGGGGGGCAAGAAAUCAAGUAAUCAGCAGUCUUACCUAAGCGGAGAUGGUUCUUUGAUUUACACGAUCGGUCAAAAGAGAAUCAUUUGUGAAGCCACCGAUACUCUAAACCCUGUUCAAAUUUACAGUCUCAGUGAGCCAGUUGUAAAAAGUUGCUUCGUAGAUGAAGUUUUCAGUGCUUUAUUCGUGUUUUUCGAAAAUAAAACUUUUGUGGUUCUCAAGUGUCCGUCAUUCGAGACAGUUUUGGAGUCAACAUGUAGUUCAAACCCAAUUUACUCGUUUUUCCGAGAACAUCUUUUGGUUCUGAUUUUCGAAGAUAUCAUAGAAAUUUGGGACUGCAACAUUCAGAAAAAAGUGUUGAUCAAUAUCGGCAUCGGGUUAGCAGUGAAUGAUGCUUAUAUAGAAGACGAUAAAUUGUACAUUCUAUUGUCAAACGCGAGCGUCAAGGUUAUUAACUUACAAGACAUGACUUGGGACGUUUUGGACCCAGUGUCUUUGCAGCCGAAUACUUUCAUUGUCAAAUCAUCUAGUCUUAACGAUUGCUAUGCUGCACAACUUAUAAAUAACCAGUUGAGGAUUAUACCUGUAUUUUCUCAGAAUAGAUUAUGCUCAACAGUUCCGGUGAUUGACUCAAAGCGAUAUGUCUUCCUUCAUUUUCAAGCUCUGCCUUCAAAUAAGUUUGCGAUGUUACUAAACGAUACUUCUAAAUUUCAACUUGUAGUUAGAAUUUUGUUUCUGAAUGAGAAAGAAGCAGUGAUGCUAGAAGUCUCGUCUGAUUACAUAUCAUAUGAAAGUUUUCUCGAAGAAAGAGAAUUUAUAAGCAACGCGAUGUCGUUCAAUUGUUCUUUCGACGCAAAAAGUCUGAUGUGCUUAUCGAACCGGAACGAAAUUUGCAUCUAUUCCCAAAACGAAACUCGAAAAAAGUGGACAAAUUUAUCAAAAUUGUUGGGAUCAAAGUUCUGUUUUUCACAAGCUCUUUUUGUGUCAAAUUCUACAAUGUUUGCAUCGGGAAAUGACGCGAGCUUUUAUCUUUAUGAUGUAAACUCAACAAAAGUUAGUUCACGAGUUACGUUACCCGAUGCAGGGCCCCUCUGUAUGACAGAAGUGUACAGUAGCAAUAAUGGGUUCACAUUGGUAAUUACGAGCGAUGUGAAUGGGCUAUUCAUGUUCUGGCGUCUGAACGAGAAUUGUGAAACCUUAAACCUCAUUCACAAACGUGAACAUUCAUCGGUGUUCAAAUCUGAUUCGAUACCGUAUUUUGGAAUCCUAAACACGACGAUAUAUUUCAUAUGUCUAACUACAGACGACAACGCUUUGGUUUGGACAAUAGAAUCCGACACUUUCGAAGUGUCACUCUGCGACCAAUGCCAAUCGCCGGUGUCAUCAUUAACUGUUUCACUGGACAUUGAAAAUUACUCCAUGUCAUUCUUGCGCGAUGAUUUCUCCUUGAGAUCUCUUGACAUCGAAUCAGACUCCUGGUCGGAGAACCAAGAGGGUUCAGAGAGGUUCUUGAUGUUCCGAAAGCGACAUCGGUUCCUCGGAACUUCAGGACUGGUUGUAUCAGUUGGUGAAUGCAGUGGAACUGUGGAUAUAUGGGAUUCGAUUAGUCACCGUUUGUGCAUGUCGUUGGGCACUAAGUUUGACCUGAUUUCGGGAACUUUGAAUGAUUCUGGCCUAGGCCAGGAGGCACAUCAGGGUCUGGUGGACUUGAAGGUUCUGAAUGAAAAGUGUCUGAUCUUCAUCGGCUAUAAACAUCUACUUGAGGUUUGGGAAUACAACGAAGAAGCCUUGUUGUUAGACACAUCAGAUGACGGCGGUGCAUCUGACCACCAUGCCAGUAGGCCGAAAGUUAGACUGAGUCUGCCAUUCGAACUGACUGCAGUCGUCGUAUGUUCCGACACUCACUCUGUCUUCGCCCUAAUCGACUCAAAAGGAGGCCAUCAUUUGAUGGAAUUGUACAAUAAACAGCUGACCAAUGAAAAUGCUGACACUAAAGCGAAGUCGUUCUACUGCUCCAAAUUAGAAAUUAAUUAGGUUAUAGUAAUAACUGAUUGUUGAUUAGAAGAUAAUGUAAAUAAUAUCGUGUAUGGAAUGAAUAAAUAAAAAAUUCUACUUAAUUUGAAAUAAUUUAGCUAUUGCUCUUUUAUCACGAUUAGGGCGGUUUAUCCACAAGGGAAAGGACCAACACAGCAGAUGUUCAGCUCUUCACAGAGAACCGCUGUUGUGCCCCUGGUUAAGAUCUACAGGCAAUUUUUUGCCUAUUUAUUGUGGGAUGGGUAAUGUUCCCUAAAGCAACGAG
This is a messenger RNA of Symsagittifera roscoffensis, 3896 nucleotides long. RefSeq lists its product as uncharacterized. Lineage: Eukaryota; Metazoa; Xenacoelomorpha; Acoela; Convolutidae. The coding region runs from base 53 to 3631 and encodes 1192 amino acids. The transcript is spliced from 5 exons. The record is from RefSeq and is a predicted model, not a curated record. Gene Ontology annotation, molecular function: protein binding.